This is a messenger RNA of Magallana angulata, 2732 nucleotides long. RefSeq lists its product as uncharacterized. The transcript is spliced from 5 exons. The record is from RefSeq and is a predicted model, not a curated record. The coding region runs from base 117 to 1175 and encodes 352 amino acids. Lineage: Eukaryota; Metazoa; Mollusca; Bivalvia; Ostreida; Ostreidae.
GGGACAAAUACCCAUGUUCUUAUCAGUCGGUGUUCGUUUAUUCAGUAGCGACUAUUUUGAAUGGAUAGGUAGUAUGUAUUUAUCAAAAAUGGUGAUUACCUCACGCAUUGUGUCUAAUGUUCUGGAUAAUUAAAAUCGUUUUAUUAACGCAAGUUGCAUCCACCCACGGUCUAUUCCAUGAGGGUGUCCUUGAUGGAGGUUUCUGUCAUCUUCAAGAUGUAGAACUAGAUUGGGAUGUUGCAUGUAGGUCCUAUCUAAAUGUCUCGGUUAGAUUUUCCGUAGUGGCAAGAGAAAACAAAAGCAACGAGACCGAACUGUCAAGUUGCAGAAGGCCAAGUAAUCAAGCAUGGAUAUGUGUUCCUAGUGAAUUAAUGUCAGCAACAUAUGAUUCAUUCAACGAUACAUUGAAGAUUAAAUUCACGUUUAACAAUUCCAUAUAUGGUGGACAUCUGUUGAGGAGCAAAACGUCGUGCAAUGGAAAGUCGAAGAUUGAACAUUUUCUUCUAAAAGCAUGCCUUUCAGGAUUUUCUGCAAAUUCAACGCUAUACAACGACGUUGCUGUCAUUAUAUAUUGUCAACAUACUUCAUUUAACUCUUCUGUCUCUCCAAUGAGGAUAAAAUUAAUCGGCAAAGAAGAAGAAUAUGGACAUUGUUUUCCAAAUUCAUGCCCCGAUAAGGGAUGCAAUACAAUAUCAAAUGGAGUGAAAUGCACUCUACCAUAUACAAAUCGAAAUAUGUAUCAGUGUAUAUUGGAUGGAGCAUUUUAUAACAUUAGUAAACCAACAAUACCAGAAAUUACACAGACGUCUUCAGAGAGCUCAAGUGUACCGCAAACUACGGCGACGACGCCAGUAAAAGGCUCCUUAUCACCAAUGAGUAUCACGGCAUCUAAAGAAACCUUACCAACUCCAAGCUAUCACGAUAUCACAAGGACGACUCAGUCUAGUUCAACAUCAAAAAGUCCAAAAGUAUCUCCAGAUGAAAUGUCACCGUCACAGGAAAACAUAGAGAGUGCAACAUCAUUGUCAUCAUCAUCAGAAAUCGAUGCAACACCAAAAAAUCCAAAUAACGAAACCAGUGGCAAACAGACACCAUUACGGAAGUCAAGGACGGUCUCUAUUAUUGCUGCACUUUGCCUUCUACAAAUAUAUAUAUACUACUACAUUUUCUCUUGAAGUCAGUGUAAAGAAAACCCUACAAAUACUUUUGGUUCGUUUUUUCACCUAACGAGACAUUGGUAUUUUCUUUCAUUCCGUGUGGUUGUUAUUUCAGUAAAACAAAAUAUAUAAUGCUGUAGAAUAACUCGUAUAUAACUCCAAGUGUAUACUCUUGCCGAAUAACCUUUUAAUGUUCAUAGAAAAUUAUGUCAUUAAAAAUGACUAAUUUAUAGAUCUUUACAUUAAUAUUCAUCUUCUAUAUGCCCAUUUUUUUAAAGAUGUAAUUUAAUGAUGUUAAAAAAAUUAUACGUUUUUUCAUGAUGACAGCAUGCUAUGUUAAAACAAGUUUAAUAAGAGAAAUGUUGUCAAUGUCACAGCGAACCGGGGUUUUGUUUUGUGUAAGCAGUAUCCAUUAUUUCUUUUGUAAACCUGAAUUGAUAAACAUUACCUAUACAAAAAAAUGUGGUUUUCUAUAUGCAAUACUUUUGCUAAAAAUAAAUGUUCAAAAGCUAGUAUUUUCUAAAAUAAAUAAUCAGACGAUCACACCUUGAAUAUAAGCAGAAGAGCCAAAUCCUCUCUUUAAGACUGUAGAAGGAGUUAUUCCACAAUAGAGUACAAUAUACGCCUACUCUAUAUGCAAUAUUUCGUCAAAAAUGACUAAUCUUAAACGCUAUUGUUACUCUUAUAAAUCAUUAGAAAUUAAAUUAAUAGCAAUAUGCCUAUAUUUAAUCUAUGUGCAAUUGAUCUGUAAAAGAACAACUUCCUAUCUUGAAAAAUGUAGGAGGGGUUAUACGUUCAAUAAGGUCCCCUUAGCUAAUUGUCCGCCUGUCCGUCGCCAUUUUCACAAUUUCAAUAACCGGAUAGAUCUUUUAGGAAACUCGGUUCAUAAAAUGAUAAGUAACACAACGAUUUGCUAUGAUUAAGUGUUUAUAUUGGGUAUACAAGGAGCAAUCUUUACAGGCGGUAAGAAGAAAAACGCAUUGCGUCAAACGGACAACAAGAAGUAACCCCGAGUGAACCUAAAGCAGACGCUGAACAAAUGUAACUCAAACUAUAUAUAUAUAUAUAUAUAUAUAUAUAUAUAUAUAUAUAUAUAUAUAUAUAUAUAUAUAUAUAUGAGUAGUUCUUUCAGUAGACUUUUUGUCGAAUUUUAAUUCAUAACUCAUUGUUUUAUAGUAAGAAACUCAGAGUAAAUCAGUAAACUAAAUAGUGAUAAGCUUUAAUACGCAGUUUUGUAUAAAAAUUAUAAUAUCUAAUGUUAUUUUGAAUUACUUUUUAUUUAUUUCUUUCACGUUGUAUAUGUUGCGUCUUUUUUCCUGGGUUGUAUUUUCUUCCUUUAUGACCGUUUACGUUAUCACAUUUUUCACCGUUAUCUUAAUCACCCUUCAUGUGAUCGCUGUUGACGCCAUCACAUUUUGUCCACGAACUUGUUUUGUAAAUACCACCAACUUUAUUGAUUUCCUUCUUUAUUAAAAUAAAAAUGAAAUACUCAUCAUUAAAAAUACAUUUCUUUGCAAAUUAGAAUAAUUAGUCAUGCUGUCUAUACAUUUGAACAAUAAAACAUUUUGAUGACAA